Mesocestoides corti is the source of this 462-nucleotide messenger RNA. NCBI's taxonomy places the organism in Eukaryota, Metazoa, Platyhelminthes, Cestoda, Cyclophyllidea, Mesocestoididae. The record is from the annotation of a GenBank genome assembly.
AUGAGUACAGCUGCAACUCAACCGAAACAAGGGAUAACUAUGCAUCAAGUCGAAAUGCGUACAACUCUUCCUCAAGACGAAACGCCUACAUCUCUUCCUCAAUUUGAAAUAGAGACAGCCGUGCCUGAAGCGGAAAAAAGGACAACAGUACACAGAGCCGAGAUGCGUACAACUCUGCCUCAAGUUGAAAUAGAGACAGCUGUGCCUGAACCGGAAAAAAGGACUACAGUACACAGAGCCGAGAUGCGUACAACUCUGCCUCAAGUUGAAACACGUUCAACUGUGCUUCAGGCUGAAAUUAUGACAACGGCGCCCCAAGUCAAACGCGGAGAAUCUGUGCUUCAAGCCGAAAUGAAGAUGCUUGAUCCUCAAGCCGAAAUCUCAACAACUUCUGCUUCCGCUCUCGCAGAAGUUUUCCCAUUCACUCUUGUGCUUGUGCUCAUUACGCAAUUUAUGGAUUAA